AAAAUGAGUGAUAACGGUCGGUUUGAUUAACAUUUUCAUAUUAUAUUUCUAUCGAUGGUGGUUAGUCUAUAGCUUGCAUGUUUGAAUUCCAGAUGAUAGUUUAUAUAUAAAUGCAGUUCAGAUUUCAUGUUUAAGAUUGAAAAUGGAGAAAGGGAGAGAAUUUAGACAGCAUAUGAAACAGGAUGUACUAUCACACUCAAGAAAGGCAAUAAUUGCAGUGGCAAUAGAGUUCAAUAUGGAGACAUCAAGACUGGCACUCUGUUUGAGAAAAGAUGUUAAUGAAGAUUCGAUAAAUAUGUUCUGCAAGCUAUGGCAAAACUCUGGUGUUGAAACAAUAUCAGCGCCAUUGAAUGUUAUCAUUAAACCGGAUGGCAAAACAUUGUACUGUUAUGGAUACGACGCGGAAUAUUGUGAACUCGAACUGACAAACAGAUACAAUCAAUAUUAUUUCUUCAAAGAUAUUUCGAUAAAGUUGGUGAAAUCAUUUAAGGAGAACAGCGAUCUUCAUCUGAAAGCAAAAAAUGGAAAAACACUUCCUGCCUUAAAAGUAUUCACACUUGUUGUAGAAUUCUUCAAAAGAGAAAGUCAAAGACUGUGUCCGCUUUUAUUGGAAGGCGACAAACUCUAUGUUAUUAUUGUACCAGAAAUAUUUCAAGAAAUUGGGGCAAUUGAUUUUAUGAGGAACGCCGCUCUUGAGGCUGGAAUAAAUAUGAAACAGCUAAUUGUUGUAACUGAGAUAGACGCAGUAUCUUUGUUUCACCAGAAAGAAACACAUUACAAGACAUCUAGCAUCGGAAAGAAAUUUAUGAUUAUCAAUGCCGGAAGUUAUUUUACAACCAUUGCAGUACAUGAGUCGCCUGAUCUGGGAAUAAUCAAAGAAUAUAAAGGUGUUGAAUACAAAGAAGCGGGCAACAGAUUGUUAAAGAAAGCAUUCAAGAAGUUUUGUACCGACAUAUUUGGAGAGUGUUUGUGUACAUCAUUUAAAACACAUUCAAAACAAGACUGGUCGGAGUUGAAAAUUGAUUUCCUGAGAAAAGCACUCACGUUUGAUCUUUGCACAUCAGAUGUUUUUAGACUUAAAUUUCAUUAUUCAUUUUUGAAUAGUUUAAAGAAAGAUAUUACUUUACACAAAUUCUCUCCAGGAAAUGAAUCAAUUGAAGGCAUUUCGAUAACAUGUGAUAAAGUAUAUUUUCCCGCAGAACUGAUAAAAAAAGUUAUUGAUCCAUCCGUACAACAGAUCAUCUCCGUCAUACCCACUUUAGCUGAUAUUGAUGAAAUUGUUGUCUUUGGAGAAUUCGCGAAGCAACCGAUGUUGAAGAAUGGUGUUAAAACGAAAUUUGUUAACAAGAACGUUGUAUUUUAUGACAAAAACACAGAAGCGGCGUUGAAAGGAGCAGUUAUAAUUGGUCUUGGUUUGGGUCAGAUUGAAAAAAUUGACAAGGCCCGUGAUUCAGCUAUUGUAGCUGCAAUUGAUUUUGGUACUACUUACUCUGGUUGUGCUUAUUCUCUUCGUGCAAACUUCGACGCAGAUCCGGCAAAGGCAUUUACGAAAAAGUGGAACUCGGGCACUGGCAUAACAGUUAAGACUCCUACGAGUAUUCUAAUAGAACCAGAUGGAAAAACAGUCAAAGCUUUCGGAUAUGAAGCUGAAGAUGAAUAUGAAAAUUUAGCAGCAAAUGAUGAGCAUAAGGAUUACUUUUAUUUUGAACGUUUUAAGAUGUCGUUAAACAUGAAGCUUGGGAAGAAGCUAGAUAGAAACAUGACACUAGAAGACGCAAUGAACAGAUCGCUGCGUGCUAUGGACGUUUUUGCAAUGGGCAUCAAGUUUCUCAAAGACGUCUUGCUAGGUAUGUUGUGCAACAAACAUACUGGAAACAUCAGUUUGGAUGAUAUACACUGGGUGUUAACAGUGCCUGCUAUUUGGACGGAUGGAUCAAAACAGUUUAUGAGGGAAGCUGCAAUAAUGACUGGUAUACAGAGUAAAAGACUAACAAUAGCUUUGGAACCAGAAGCUGCAUCGAUGUUUUGUCGUUACUUACCAAUAGAAGCUACAACUUCCGACACGGGUGUCAACAUUUCCUCGUUAUCAAUCGGAGCACAGUAUCUGGUCCUAGAUGCGGGUGGUGGAACGAUUGAUAUAACAGUACAUGAGGUAGAUAAUGAUAACAAUAUAAAGGAAAUACAUGCAGCUAGUGGAAGCGGAUGGGGUGGCACUAUCGUUGAUAAGGAAUUCGAGAGUUUAUUAGUCACUUUAGUCUCAAGAGAUGUUUACGAGGAUUUUAAACGAGACAAUACAGAUGACUGGCUUGAUGUCUGGAGAGAAUUUGAGGUCAGGAAAAGAACGAUAACUACAUCUUCAAAUUCACCAUUAAGAAUUAAACUUCCUUCCUCGCUUGCAAAAAGGUAUAAACUUGUCAGUAACGAAAUAUUAGCCAAUGCUCUGAAAAAUUCAAAAUAUGACAAUGACAUUAAAAUUGUCAAAGACAAAAUAACAUUUUCACCAGAACUUGCUAGAUCAUGGUUCAGAACAUCUGUCGAAAGCACAGUGCACAUGAUAAAAAGUAUUUUGACAUCAAGAUAUGUUAAUAUUUCGGCAAUUUUAAUGGUUGGUGGAUUUUCUGAGUGUCUAGUUUUACAGAAUGCCGUGAAGUCAGCAUUUAAAGAAAUAGAUGUAAUUGUUCCCGAAGAAGCCUCAACCUGCGUUCUUAAAGGAGCAACCAUUUUUGGCCACUUGCCAAAAGUCAUUAUUGAACGUGUUCUAAGACAUACAUAUGGGAUUGAGACAUUUGAGAAGUUCGUACUGGGACGUCACCCACCAAGUAAAUGUAUCAUUACGGACAACGGCAUGGUAUGUCAGAAGGUCUUUAGCAAACAUGCCGAAAUAGAUCAAAAGGUUAAAGUUGGGGAACCACAAGUUUGGCGUACCUACAGUCCUCAAUAUAAAUCCCAGAAACAGAUGUCAUUUUCUGUGUGUGCAUCAGACAAACCAAACCCGAUUUACACAGACGAGGGGUGUAUUCAUAUUGGUACGUUGCAGAUUGACUUAGACGAUCAUGACGGGGCAUUGGAUCGGGAGGUUUUAGUUGCCUUCACAUUCAGCGGAACAGAAAUAGUUGUUCAAGCAAAGGAUAGAAAAACAGGCAACGAGUCUUUCGUUGCUGUUGACUUUCUUGGAUAAAGAAACGGCCUUAUAUAUCAAAACAUUUUUAUUUGCCAUACAUAUGAUAUAUAGUCUGUGAUGGCUUGUGUGUAUAUGAAAACCUAUAUGUUGCAUAUGAUAAAAUA
Messenger RNA from Ruditapes philippinarum (Manila clam), 3285 nucleotides. Its product is annotated as heat shock 70 kDa protein 12B-like. NCBI's taxonomy places the organism in Eukaryota, Metazoa, Mollusca, Bivalvia, Venerida, Veneridae. The record is from RefSeq and is a predicted model, not a curated record. The transcript is spliced from 10 exons. Bases 143 to 3178 code for a protein of 1011 amino acids. Gene Ontology annotation, molecular function: ATP binding; ATP-dependent protein folding chaperone.